UGCCGGCUUGGGAUGGCAUUGCCAUUGCCCGCGCAGAGCUAAUGGUCGGUUGUUUUUGGCAUUGGCCGCAUUUUAAAAGUAAGCAGAAAGCGAUAAGCAUUAUUGGAAAUUUCGUGAUCAAAAUAAACAAACGACAACAACAACAGUCUUGUCGAGUACAAUAAAAGAAUUGUUUAAAUAUGCUUCGCGCAAAAGUUGCAAAAAAAAAAACAUCGUCGGAAUUGGCUGUAACAAAUGGCAAUGAUGCUUCAUCCUCGACUGUAACAGAAGAGGGGGCUACUAAUGUCGCAGAUGAUACUAAACCGGCUGCCAAAAGCAAAGCGCGCGGAAAGAAAAUGACAGCUGCUACGGCUGCUGCAGAAGUAAAUGAUGAUGCACAGAAAGUUGAAGUUGUUGCAAAAAAGUCGGCGGGGCGGGCCAGAAGAAAGCCCGCCGAAAAGGUAGAUGUCAUUGUGGAAGACACAGAGGCGCCUAAGCCUAGAGGUCGCGCCAAGAAAUUGGCUACAGAAGUCAGUGACGAGCCCAAAACUAAAGCAACAAAGCCACGCUCCAAGAAAGAGAAACUCUCAGCACCGGAAGAGCCUGAAGUAACUAAAGGACGCGCCAAGAAAGAAAAAACAUCCCUAAACGAGGAGGCCGCUGUCGCUGUCGCACCGACCAAGGAGGCAGACUCAAUCGCGCGCGGACGCAAAAAGGAGCCAGAGAAAAAAACUGUUACCGAGUCAGUCGAACAAGCCGAGCCAGUAAAGGGACGCGCUAAAAAGAAAUUGACUGCGCCUGGGACCAAGGGCAGGGCUAAAAAGGCCGAUACGGUCGCAGCUGAAGAAUCAACAAUAAAAACAGCAACAACAAAACGUGCACGCGGUACGAAGCGUUUGGCAGACACAGAAAUCGCCGAGGUGCUAGAGGCAGAGGAGGAUCCAGAGCCAGAACCAGAACCGGAAACGGAAACACAGCUAGCAAACAAGAAGCGCACCAAGCAAGCAAAUGUUGAGGCUCCGGCCAAAAAGCGCGGCAGGAAAGCUGCCACUAAUGAGCCACAGCAGGAUCUGCCAAGUGUGGAUGUGCCAGCCCCCAGCAAAAAGCGCACGCAAAAGAAAGUCAACGAUGAUAUAGAACUGGAGGAACUUAAAGUGCCAGAGAGCAAACCAGCACGCGGCCGAAAACGACCAGCUGCAGGCGCCGAAGAGAAUGCGAAUGCCAUUUCAGUCGACGCAGCUGACGGCUCAAGAACGUCCAAGGCCAAAAAGCAAGCAACACAAAAGGUGGAGACAGCGGCUGCUGGAAUCUAUGAAAAAAGUCUAUUCACGUCGCCAACGGACAAGCCAUUCAACUUGAAAAUCUCUAGCUGGAAUGUGGCUGGUUUGCGCGCCUGGUUGAAGAAAGAUGGUCUAAAGUUUGUGGACUUUGAAGAGCCUGAUAUAUUUUGCUUACAGGAAACGAAAUGCGUCAACGAUCAGCUGCCCGACGAGAUGACUCGUCUGCCCGGAUACCAUCCAUACUGGCUGUGCAAGCCCGGCGGUUAUGCGGGCGUGGCCAUCUACAGUAAGAUAAUGCCAAUAAAUGUUGAAUAUGGCAUUGGCAAUCAGGAGUUUGAUGAUGUAGGACGGAUGAUCACCGCCGAGUAUGAGAAAUUUUAUUUGAUCAAUGUGUAUGUACCGAAUUCGGGUCGCAAGCUGGUUAACUUGGAGAUGCGCAUGCGCUGGGAGCAACUCUUCCAGGCGUAUGUACAAAAAUUGGAUGCACUGAAGCCCGUUGUCAUUUGUGGCGACAUGAAUGUUUCGCAUGCAGAGAUUGAUUUGGCCAAUCCCAAAAAUAACACACGUAACGCUGGAUUCACCAAGGAGGAGCGUGAAAAGAUGACUGAUUUGCUGGCCCUUGGCUAUGUGGAUACCUACAGGCAUUUGUACCCGGAUCGCACCGGUGCGUACACCUUCUGGACCUACAUGUCCAAUGCGCGUGCCCGAAACGUUGGCUGGCGUUUGGAUUACUGCAUUGUAUCGGAGCGUUUCGUAUCGCGCAUCGUGGACAAUGUGAUGCGCAGCCAUUGCUUGGGCAGCGAUCAUUGUCCCAUAACUGUCUUUUUAAAUGUUUAAGCAUCAAUACAUGCAUAAUUACAUGCAUAUAUACAUAUUGUUUUAUUCAAUUGAAUUUAUUUUUUUCUAUUCCCAUCGUUUCAAAAUUAUGCCCCAUUGUCAUUGUUUGUAAUAGUUAUUUAUGAUCAAUAUUACGUGUGUCCUUGCUGGCGUUAAUCACGCACGUAUUGCGUAUUCAUUUUUCUGUUACAAUUGAAUAUUCAUUAUUAAUAUUCCAUUUAUACCUAAAUGCCAAAACAUUCGAUUACAUUUUGUAUUUCAAUAAAGUAUAAUACAACUAAGUACUAGAAAA
Molecule: messenger RNA, 2388 nt
Organism: Drosophila virilis
Lineage: Eukaryota; Metazoa; Arthropoda; Insecta; Diptera; Drosophilidae
Gene: Rrp1
Product: Recombination repair protein 1
Biological process (GO): base-excision repair
Cellular component (GO): nucleus
Molecular function (GO): DNA-(apurinic or apyrimidinic site) endonuclease activity; DNA binding; endonuclease activity
Source: RefSeq, a predicted model, not a curated record